AAAAAGAAAACCAAAUGAAUAGUCUAGAAUAAGGUUCCCGUCAAAAUCAAACAGUGGAAAAAUUGGAAAUUUCGUUGUUUUCUGGUAAGUUACGGAAUAGAAAUCAGAAUUGUAGUUGGAGUGGUAAUUUGGUUUAUUUUAACAAUUUAAAACAUUUUCCACUUUAGAUACUUUUCUUCUCUAAAUCUAAACACACGCUAGAAGAAAAUUACCUCUUUGACCUUUCUACGCUUCCACGAAAUUUAGUUACAGACCCAGAAAACUUGCAGUGCGAAAUAACUAGUUCCUCUUCUUAAUUAUCAAAUUUUGCGAUCUGGGUUUUAAGAAAGACGAGAUUUUGUUGGGGAAAACCUGUUCCUUGUAACAUUGGGUUUGAUCUGGUUCUGUCUCUUUGGAGCAAUAAAUUGGAGACUCAGUGUCAGUGUCUAAGAUGAAGGAAAAGCUGGGAUUUUUAGUUGGGGUUUGGUUUCUUCUUUGUGGGGUUUGCGUGGGGAGGUUCGUGGUGGAGAAGAACAGCUUGAAAGUGACUUCUCCGAGCUCGUUGAAAAGUGUAUAUGAAUGUGCCAUUGGGAACUUUGGGGUUCCUCAAUAUGGAGGAACCUUGGUCGGGACUGUGUAUUACCCGAAAGCCAAUCAAAAGGCAUGCAAGGGCUUUGAUGAUUUCGAUGUCUCAUUCAAAUCGAAGCCUGGCGGUCUACCAACCUUUCUUCUUGUCGAUCGAGGAGAUUGUUUCUUCACACUGAAGGCAUGGAAUGCACAGAAAGGUGGAGCAGCCGCAAUUCUCGUUGCAGAUAACAGAAAUGAACCAUUGAUUACCAUGGACACUCCUGAAGAAGAAAAUGCGGAUGCUGAUUAUCUGCAAAAGAUCACAAUUCCCUCAGCCCUUAUUAGCAAAUCUUUGGGAGAUAGCAUAAAAAAAUCUCUGUCUAGUGGGGAGAUGGUCAACAUAAACCUAGACUGGACAGAGGCUCUUCCACAUCCUGAUGAACGUGUUGAGUAUGAGUUCUGGACGAAUAGCAAUGAUGAGUGUGGGCCAAAGUGUGACAGCCAGAUUGAGUUUGUGAAGAACUUUAAAGGAGCAGCUCAGGUACUUGAGCGGAAGGGUUACACUCAGUUUACUCCCCACUAUAUAACUUGGUACUGCCCAGAAGCUUUUGUUUUGAGCAAACAGUGCAAGUCUCAGUGUAUCAAUCAUGGGAGGUACUGUGCUCCAGAUCCUGAGCAAGAUUUCAGUAAAGGUUAUGAUGGGAAAGAUGUAGUGGUUCAAAAUCUCCGUCAAGCUUGCUUCUAUAAAGUGGCCAAUGAAAGUGGAAAGCCAUGGCUUUGGUGGGACUAUGUCACUGACUUUGCCAUACGUUGCCCAAUGAAAGAGAAGAAGUACAACGAAGAGUGUGCAAAUCAAGUUAUUGAAUCCCUUGGUGCUGAUCUCAAGAAGAUACAGAAAUGUAUUGGGGACCCUGAGGCUGAUGAGGAGAACGCAAUUCUGAAGGCCGAACAGGAUGCACAGAUUGGCAAAGGCUCCCGUGGAGAUGUUACGAUAUUGCCAACUCUUGUAAUAAACAGCAGACAGUACAGAGGGAAAUUAGACAAAGGAGCUGUUCUCAAGGCCAUCUGUGCCGGUUUCCAGGAGACCACUGAGCCUGCUGUUUGUUUAAGUGAAGAUAUAGAAACAAAUGAGUGCUUGGAAAACAAUGGAGGUUGCUGGCAGGACAAAUCUGCUAACAUUACUGCAUGCAGGGAUACAUUCCGAGGAAGAGUGUGUGAAUGCCCUACUGUGCAAGGUGUAAAGUUUGUUGGUGAUGGUUAUACCCGCUGUGAAGCUUCAGGAGCAUUACGUUGUGAAAUUAACAAUGGAGGUUGUUGGAAAAAAACCCAAAAUGGCAGGACUUACUCUGCAUGUCGUGAUGACCAUACAAAUGGUUGCAAGUGUCCGCCAGGAUUCAAGGGUGAUGGGGAGAAAACAUGUGAAGAUGUGGAUGAGUGCAAAGAGAAGGUCAAUUGCCAAUGCGCACAAUGUAAAUGCAAGAAUACUUGGGGCAGUUAUGAGUGCAGCUGCGGUGGUGGUUUACUGUACAUGCGAGAACAUGAUGCAUGUAUAAGUAAAAAUGCCAGCGUUUCAGAGUUUAACUGGGGCUUCAUGUGGGUUAUUAUUCUCUGUUUGGGUGCUGUUGGAGUUGGGGGAUAUGCAGUGUACAAGUACAGAAUCCGGAGAUACAUGGAUUCGGAGAUCCGGGCGAUCAUGGCGCAGUACAUGCCAUUGGAUAAUCAAGGAGAAAUUCCCAACCAUGUUCCCCGUGGGGAUAUCUGAAACUGGUGGAGGCACUCAUAAGAUGAGAGGCUGUUUGAGAGGGAGUGAAGGAGGGCGACCAGAUUAUAUCCUCAAAUCUUUUUCGUCAUUUCCUCAUCUGCCUCUAGCCUCUGGCCUCUUGACAAUUGAUUUUAUUGGUCAUGACUCGUGAGAGUAAUAUUUUCAAUGUGUCUAGCAGCAGCCUUGUGCCUUGGUUAAUGACCAUUUUGCCUUUUUUUUUUCUUUCUAAAUUUUAGGAGGAAACAUUAAUCGUCACGCUUUGUUCUCAUAAAUGUAAAACAUGCAUGCACAAUAGGAAGCUAGAUAGAAAUACUUGCCUCUCCUGGCACAUGACAUGCGUGCGUGUUGAGAAGAAUUAUUGUCAUUCAUGAUCA
This is a messenger RNA of Prunus dulcis (almond), 2682 nucleotides long. Its product is annotated as vacuolar-sorting receptor 1-like. The transcript has 12 exons. The coding region runs from base 431 to 2308 and encodes 625 amino acids. Gene Ontology annotation, molecular function: calcium ion binding. NCBI's taxonomy places the organism in Eukaryota, Viridiplantae, Streptophyta, Magnoliopsida, Rosales, Rosaceae. The record is from RefSeq and is a predicted model, not a curated record.